Cynara cardunculus var. scolymus (artichoke) is the source of this 1490-nucleotide messenger RNA. Its product is annotated as mitochondrial import receptor subunit TOM40-1-like. The coding region runs from base 221 to 1156 and encodes 311 amino acids. The transcript is spliced from 11 exons. The record is from RefSeq and is a predicted model, not a curated record. Gene Ontology annotation, molecular function: transmembrane protein transporter activity. Lineage: Eukaryota; Viridiplantae; Streptophyta; Magnoliopsida; Asterales; Asteraceae. Gene Ontology annotation, cellular component: mitochondrial outer membrane; mitochondrial outer membrane translocase complex. Gene Ontology annotation, biological process: protein import into mitochondrial matrix.
AUAACGAAGCAGUACCAAGGGUUUUGUAAAGUUGUUGAAGGGGGGCGCUGCUCACAAUCGUACUCCUUCCAUUUACUUCAUACAAAUACCUUCUUCUUAAAACAUCAAUGGCCGCAAUCACCAAAUAAAGAAGAAGAAGUUUGUUUUACAAAGCAUCUGCUCACUAGUAUAGUAGUACUCCAAUCCAACUGAAAUCCAUCCAAAAGCUACCUUGAUAACAAUGGCAACUCUCGUUCCUCCACCUACAACUCCUCCACCGGCGCCGGCGGCGGAAGCUGUCAAGCCAGAGAAAGUUGAUUACAUGGACUUACCAUGCCCUAUUCCUUACGAAGAAAUCCACCGCGAGGCUAUGAUGUCCUUGAAGCCUGAUCAUUUUGAGGGUAUGCGUGUUGAUUUUACCAAGGGUCUUAAUCAGAAGUUUUCACUAAGUCACAGUAUUGUUAUGGGACCUAUGGAAGUUCCUUCUCAAUCUGCUGAAACGAUUAAAAUUCCUACUGCAAACUAUGAGUUUGGUGCGAACUUUAUAGACCCAAAGUUGAUGCUUUUUGGAAGGGUCUAUACUGAUGGGCGGCUAAGUGCUCGAGUGAAGUGCGACUUGUCUGAGAAUCUUAUUAUGAAGGCCAAUGCUCAGCUUACAAACGAGCCUCACAUGUCUCAUGGAAUGUUCAACUUUGACUAUAAGGGUACGGAUUAUAGGACCCAGUUCCAACUAGGAAAUGGUAACCUGCUUGGAGCUAGUUAUAUCCAGAGUGUAACACCUCACCUCUCUUUGGGUGGGGAAGUAUUCUGGACUGGUCAGCAUCGGAAGUCUGGUAUUGGCUAUGCUGCACGAUACAACACAGAUAAAAUGGUUGCUUCGGGACAAAUUGCUAACACUGGAAUGGUGGCUCUUAGCUAUGUUCAGAAAGUGUCCGAAAAAGUUUCUCUGGCAUCGGAUCUUAUGUACAAUUACAUGUCAAGAGAUGUCACUGCUAGCUUUGGAUAUGAUUAUAUACUCCGCCAGUGUCGGCUUAGAGGGAAGAUUGACUCAAAUGGCUGUACAUCUGCUUUUCUCGAAGAAAGGUUGAAUAUGGGUCUAAAUUUCCUUCUAUCAGCCGAGAUAGACCACAAAAAGAAAGACUACAAGUUUGGAUUCGGGUUGACAGUUGGAGAAUAGAUCGAACCCAGAUGCAAAACCUAGGAUUUACGCUCGUAUUUUUUAGUGACAUCACUUGUCGUACCCGAGGUAUGAUUUUUUUUUCAAAAAAUCAUGAUGGACAAAUAUCAAAAGAGUCAGUUUUGUACUUCUUUCGCACAGCAUUAUUUGUGGCGGCAAUUCCAGCUGCAAUGACAGUGUUUAGAGCAUAAUACAUAGAUGUCGAAAUUUGCAGCUUGGAUAUGUAAUUCAAUCGCUGUAGAAUGCAUCAUAAUGCAAAAUUGACGAUACAUUUCUUUGGCAUAAGUUAACGAGUGUCGCUCAAACGUCGCUUAGCGUCGUGACGUCUGCUGCA